This is a messenger RNA of Hypomesus transpacificus, 8656 nucleotides long. RefSeq names its product mechanistic target of rapamycin kinase (gene mtor). NCBI's taxonomy places the organism in Eukaryota, Metazoa, Chordata, Actinopteri, Osmeriformes, Osmeridae. Gene Ontology annotation, biological process: protein phosphorylation; negative regulation of macroautophagy; TOR signaling. Gene Ontology annotation, molecular function: protein serine/threonine kinase activity; protein-containing complex binding; protein binding. Gene Ontology annotation, cellular component: nucleus; TORC2 complex; TORC1 complex. The transcript is spliced from 59 exons. Bases 181 to 7749 code for a protein of 2522 amino acids. The record is from RefSeq and is a predicted model, not a curated record.
UCCCUGCUAGACCCCUGCCCGUAGCACUUGCUUGCUUGCACCCUUACCUUAACCAGCAGGCUAGCUAAACAGAACAAUUCCUACCCACAUUUCAAAACAAGACAGAGCAAUGAGUUAAUUUCUGCCGGAAUAAGGACAUAUUUCUUCGCCGAGACAAGUUCUUAAAGUCCGGCCAUUCCAAUGGUGAUCAUGUCGGGAACAGCCACUGUGCUGCAACAGUUCGUGAGUGGACUAAAGAGUCGCAAUGAGGACACGCGAGCAAAGUCUGCCAAAGAUCUUCAGCACUAUGUUACCACAGAGCUCAGAGAGUUGAGCCAAGAUGAGGCCACCACAUUCUAUGAUGAGUUAAACCACCACAUAUUCGAGCUGGUGUCCAGCUCGGAUGUAAAUGAGAAAAAAGGAGGGAUUCUCGCCAUAGUGAGUCUGAUCGGAGUAGAGGGAGGAAAUGCCACAAGAAUCAGUCGCUUCGCCAACUACCUGCGCAACCUGCUGCCCUCAAGUGACCCCGUUGUCAUGGAGAUGGCCUCCAAGGCCAUGGGUCACCUGUCCAUGGCGGGGGACACCUUCACGGCGGAGUACGUGGAGUUCGAGGUGAAGAGGGCGCUGGAGUGGCUGGGUGCCGAUAGGAACGAAGGGAGACGCCACGCUGCUGUGCUCGUCCUUAGGGAGUUGGCUGUGAGCGCACCCACCUUCUUCUUCCAGCAAGUGCAGCCGUUCUUCGACAACAUAUUCUAUGCGGUUUGGGACCCCAAGCAGGCCAUCCGCGAGGGCGCGGUGUCUGCCCUCAGGGCUAGCCUCAUCCUCACCACCCAGAGGGAAACCAAAGAGAUGCAGAAACCACAGUGGUACAAACAAACGUUUGAGGAAGCAGAAAAGGGGUUUGACGAGACGCUGGCCAAGGAGAAGGGCAUGAACCGUGACGACAGGGUCCACGGGGCCCUCCUCAUCCUCAACGAGCUGGUCCGCAUCAGCAGCAUGGAAGGAGAGCGUAUGCGGGAGGAGAUGGAGGAGAUCGCCCAGCAGCAGGUUGUUCACGACCGCUACUGCAAAGAGCUGAUGGGCUUUGGGACCAAGCCUCGCCACAUCACCCCGUUCACCAGUUUCCAGUCGGUGCAGCCGCAGCAGUCAAACGCCCUGCUGGGGCUGCUGGGCUACAGCACUCCCCAGGGCUUCCUCAGCUUCGGGGCCACGCCCGUGCCUGCUAAGAGCUCCCUGGUGGAGAGCCGCUACUGCCGGGAGCAGAUGGAGGAGCGCUUUGACCAGGUGUGUCGUUGGGUUCUGAAGUACAGGACCAGUAAGAACCCUCUGAUCCAGAUGACCACCCUCAACUUGCUGCCCCGCCUGGCCGCCUUCCAGCCAAACACCUUCACGGACCAGUACCUGUCGGACACCAUGGGCUACCUGCUAGGCUGCCUAAAGAAGGAGAAGGAGCGGACGUUAGCCUUCCAGGCCCUGGGUCUGCUGGUGGUGGCCGUGAGGACGGAGAUCCAGCCCUACCUCACCAGGAUCCUGGAGAUCAUCAAGGCAGCCCUGCCGCCCAAGGACUUUGCCCACAAGAGGCAGAAGAUGAUGCAGGUGGACGCCACAGUGUUCACCUGCAUCAGCAUGCUGUCCAGGGCCAUGGGCCCCAGCAUACAGCAGGACAUCAAGGAGCUUCUGGAGCCCAUGCUGGCUGUGGGCCUCAGCCCCGCCCUCACCGCGGUUCUCUACGACCUGAGUCGUCAGAUCCCUCAGCUGAAGAAGGACAUCCAGGACGGUCUGCUGAAGAUGCUCUCCCUGGUGCUGAUGCACAAGCCCCUGCGCCACCCCGGCAUGCCCAAGGGCCUGGCCCACCAACUGGCCUCGCCCAGCCUCACCAACAUCCCCGAGGCUAGUGAUGUGGGCAGCAUCACCCUGGCUCUCAGAACGCUGGGCAGCUUCGAAUUUGAAGGCCACUCCCUGACCCAGUUCGUCCGCCACUGCGCCGACCACUUUCUGAACAGCGAGCACAAGGAGAUCCGCAUGGAGGCGGCUCGCACCUGCUCACGCCUGCUCACGCCUUCCAUCCACCUGAUCAGCGGCCACGGCCACGUGGUGAGCCAGACUGCCGUGCAGGUGGUGGCCGACGUCCUCAGCAAGCUGCUGGUGGUGGGCAUCACCGACCCAGAUCCUGACAUCCGCUACUGCGUGCUGGCCUCUCUGGACGAGCGCUUCGACGCCCACCUGGCGCAGGCCGAGAACCUGCAGGCGCUGUUUGUGGCUCUGAACGAUGAGGUGUUUGAGAUCCGCGAGCUGGCCAUCUGCACCAUCGGUCGCCUCAGCAGCAUGAACCCUGCCUUCGUCAUGCCCUUCCUCCGCAAGAUGCUCAUCCAGAUCCUGACAGAGCUGGAGCAUAGCGGCGUGGGCAGGAACAAGGAGCAGAGCGCCCGGAUGCUGGGUCACCUGGUGUCCAACGCCCCUCGUCUCAUCCGACCCUACAUGGAGCCCAUUCUGAAGGCUCUGAUUCUGAAGCUGAAAGACACAGACCCCAACCCAGGGGUGGUCAUCAGUGUUCUGGCCACCAUCGGAGAGUUGGCUCAGGUGAGUGGUCUGGAGAUGAGGAAGUGGAUGGAUGAGCUGUUCCCCAUCAUCAUGGACAUGCUUCAGGACUCCUCCUCAUUGGCUAAGAGACAGGUGGCGCUGUGGACCCUCGGCCAACAAGUCGCCAGCACAGGCUAUGUUGUGGACCCCUACCGCAAGUACCCCUCACUCCUUGAGGUGCUGCUGAACUUCCUGAAGACAGAGCAGAACCAGGGAAUCAGGAGAGAGGCCAUCCGCGUGCUGGGCUUGCUGGGAGCCCUAGAUCCUUAUAAGCACAAGGUCAACAUCGGCAUGAUCGACCAGUCAAGAGAUGCCUCUGCUGUCAGCCUGUCAGAGUCCAAGUCGAGUAAUGACUCUGCUGACUACAGCACCAGUGAGAUGCUGGUGAACAUGGGCAACCUCCCCCUGGAUGAGUUCUACCCGGCGGUUGCCAUAGUGACUCUGAUGCGUAUCUUGCGUGACCCCUCGCUGUCCAACCACCACACCAUGGUGGUCCAAGCCGUCACCUUCAUCUUCAAGUCUCUGGGCCUCAAGUGUGUUCAAUUCCUUCCCCAGGUCAUGCCCACUUUCCUCAAUGUCAUCCGGGUGUGCGACACCAGCAUCCGAGAGUUUCUCUUCCAGCAGAUGGGGAUGGUUGUGUCGUUUGUGAAGAUCCACAUCCGGCCCUACAUGGAUGACAUCUUCACCCUCAUCAGAGAGUACUGGACGCCCAACAACCCCAUGCAGAACACCAUCAUCCUGCUGAUCGAGCAGAUCGUGGUCGCCUUGGGGGGCGAGUUCAAGCUCUACCUGCCCCAGCUCAUCCCGCACAUGCUGCGCGUCUUCAUGCAUGACAACAGCACAGGACGCAGUGUCACCAUCAAGCUCCUCAAUGCCAUUCAGCUGUUUGGUGCCAACCUAGAUGACUACCUCCACCUGCUCCUGCCCCCUAUUGUCAAGCUGUUCGACGCCCCGGAUGCACCCCUGCAGGCUCGGAAGGUUGCCUUGGAAACGCUGGACCGGCUGACCGAGUCCCUAGACUUCACGGACUACGCCUCGCGCAUCAUCCACCCCAUCGUGCGUGCGCUGGACAGCACCCCGGAGCUGCGCAUCACCUCCAUGGACACGCUGUCCUCGCUAGUGUUCCAGCUGGGCAAGAAGUACCAGAUCUUCAUCCCCAUGGUGAACAAAGUCAUGUUAAAGCACAGGAUCAAUCACCAGCGCUAUGACGUUCUCAUCUGUCGGAUUGUCAAGGGGUACACGCUUGCGGAAGAGGAAGAGGACUCUCUGAUCUUCCAGCAUCGCCACCUGCGUGGUAACCAAGGCGACACGCUCGUUAGCGGGCCGGUGGAGGCGGGACCUAUGAAGAAGCUCCACGUCAGCACCACUGCUUUGCAGAAGGCAUGGGGCGCGGCCAGGAAGGUAUCCAAGGACGACUGGCUAGAGUGGCUGAGGCGUCUGAGCGUGGUGCUGCUGAAGGAGUCGUCCUCCCCUGCCCUGCGGUCCUGCUGGUCGCUGGCCCAGACCUACAUCCCCCUGGCCCGGGACCUGUUCAAUGCGGCGUUCCUGUCAUGUUGGUCUGAGCUGAGUGAGGACCAGCAGGAUGAGCUGAUCCGCAGCAUCGAGUUGGCCCUCACCUCACAGGACAUAGCCGAGGUCACUCAGACUCUGCUCAACCUCGCCGAGUUUAUGGAGCACAGCGACAAGGGCCCUCUACCCCUGAGAGACGACAACGGCAUAGUGUUGUUGGGGGAAAGAGCUGCUAAAUGCCGAGCUUAUGCCAAGGCCCUGCACUACAAAGAGUUGGAGUUCCAGAAAGGUCCAUCUCCCCAGAUCUUGGAAUCUCUUAUCAGCAUCAAUAACAAACUGCAGCAGCCAGAGGCAGCGUCUGGGGUUCUGGAAUACGCCAUGAAACACUUUGGCGAGCUGGAAAUCCAAGCCACCUGGUACGAGAAGCUGCAUGACUGGGAGGACGCCCUGGUGGCGUAUGACAAGAAGAUCGACAUGAACAAGGACGAGGACCCCGAGCUCAUCCUGGGCCGCAUGCGCUGCCUGGAGGCUUUGGGAGAAUGGGGCCAGCUGCACCAGCAGUGCUGUGAGGAAUGGACCCUGGUGACUGAGGACACCCAGGCUAAGAUGGCUCGCAUGGCCGCAGCUGCAGCCUGGGGCCUGGGCCACUGGGACAGCAUGGAGGAGUACACCUGUAUGAUCCCCAGGGACACCCACGAUGGGGCCUUCUACAGAGCAGUUCUCGCCCUGCAUCAAGACCUCUUCUCAUUGGCCCAGCAGUGUAUCGACAAGGCCAGAGACCUGCUGGAUGCUGAGCUGACGGCCAUGGCUGGAGAGAGCUACAGUCGAGCCUAUGGGGCCAUGGUGUCAUGCCAGAUGCUGUCAGAGCUGGAGGAGGUGAUUCAGUACAAGCUGGUCCCAGAGAGGAGGGACAUCAUCCGAGAGACCUGGUGGGAGAGGCUGCAGGGUUGCCAGCGCGUGGUGGAAGACUGGCAGAAGAUCCUGAUGGUGCGCUCCCUGGUCAUUAACCCCCACGAGGACAUGAGGACCUGGCUGAAGUACGCCAGCCUCUGUGGCAAGAGUGGACGCCUGGCCCUGGCACACAAGACCCUGGUGCUGCUCCUGGGAGUGGACCCUUCCAAGCAGCUGGACCACCCGCUGCCCACGGCCCACCCCCACGUCACCUACGCCUACAUGAAGUACAUGUGGAAGAGCACCCGCAAGAUCGAUGCGUUCCAGCACAUGCAGCACUUUGUGCAGGGCAUGCAGCAGCAGGCCCAGCAUGCCAUUGCUGCAGAGGACCAGCAGCACAAGCAGGAGCUGCACAAACUCAUGGCCAGGUGCUUCCUGAAACUGGGAGAGUGGCAGCUGAGUCUGCAGGGCAUCAACGAGAGCACCAUCCCCAAGGUGCUGCAGUACUACAGCCACUCCACCGAGCAUGACCGCAACUGGUACAAGGCCUGGCACGCUUGGGCGGUGAUGAACUUUGAGGCGGUGCUCCACUACAAGCACCAGAACCAGGGCCGCGACGACAAGAAGAAGCAGCGCCACGCCAGUGGGACCAGUGCCACCAGCGAGGCGUCCAACAGCGACAGCGAGGUGGACAGCACCGAUCACAGCCCUGUGCCCUCACCCGGGCAGAAAAAAGCCAGCGAGGACCUGUCUAAGACCCUGCUGAUGUACACGGUGCCUGCCGUCCAAGGCUUCUUCCGGUCCAUCUCCCUGUCCCGAGGGAACAACCUGCAGGACACCCUCAGGGUUCUGACUCUGUGGUUUGAUUACGGGCACUGGCCCGAGGUGAACGAGGCACUGGUGGAGGGCAUCAAGACCAUCCAGAUAGACACCUGGCUGCAGGUGAUCCCUCAGCUGAUCGCUCGGAUUGACACGCCCCGCGCCCUGGUGGGCCGUCUCAUCCACCAGCUGCUCACCGACAUUGGACGCUACCACCCCCAGGCUCUGAUCUAUCCUCUGACCGUGGCGUCCAAGUCCACCACCACCGCCCGGCACAACGCUGCCAACAAGAUCCUCAAGAACAUGUGUGAGCACUGCAACGCUCUGGUGCAGCAGGCCAUCAUGGUGAGCGAGGAGCUGAUCCGCGUGGCCAUCCUGUGGCACGAGAUGUGGCACGAGGGCCUGGAGGAAGCCUCCCGCCUCUACUUCGGGGAGAGGAACGUGAAGGGCAUGUUCGCUGUGUUAGAGCCCCUCCAUGCCAUGAUGGAGAGAGGGCCGCAGACGCUCAAGGAGACCUCCUUCAACCAGACGUACGGGCGGGACCUGAUGGAGGCCCAGGACUGGUGCAGGAAGUACAUGCGUUCUGGUAACGUGAAGGACCUGACGCAGGCCUGGGACCUGUACUACCACGUCUUCAGACGCAUCUCCAAGCAGCUGCCACAGCUGACGUCUCUGGAGCUGCAGUACGUGUCUCCUAAGCUGCUGAUGUGUAGAGACCUGGAGCUGGCCGUGCCCGGCACCUACGACCCCAACCAGCCCAUCAUCCGCAUCCAGUCCAUUGCCCCCUCGCUGCAGGUCAUCACCUCCAAACAGCGGCCUCGCAAGCUCACCAUCAUGGGCAGUAACGGGCACGAGUUCAUGUUCCUGCUGAAGGGUCACGAGGACCUGAGGCAGGAUGAGAGGGUGAUGCAGCUGUUCGGUCUGGUCAACACCCUGCUGGCCAACGACCCUGCUUCCCUACGCAAGAACCUCAGCAUCCAGAGGUACGCAGUGAUUCCUCUCUCCACAAACUCUGGUCUGAUUGGCUGGGUGCCUCACUGUGACACGCUCCACGCCCUCAUCAGAGACUACCGGGAGAAGAAGAAGAUCCUGCUCAACAUAGAGCACCGCAUCAUGCUCCGGAUGGCUCCAGACUACGACCACCUGACACUGAUGGAGAAGGUGGAGGUGUUUGAACAUGCGGUCAACAACACCGCAGGAGACGACCUGGCCAGGCUACUGUGGCUGAAGAGCCCCAGUUCUGAGGUGUGGUUUGACAGGAGGACCAAUUACACGCGCUCCCUGGCUGUGAUGUCAAUGGUGGGCUACAUUCUGGGAUUGGGUGACAGACAUCCAUCUAAUCUGAUGUUGGAUCGACUGAGUGGCAAAAUCCUCCACAUUGACUUUGGGGACUGCUUUGAGGUGGCCAUGACCAGAGAGAAGUUCCCUGAGAAGAUCCCCUUCAGACUGACCAGGAUGCUGACCAACGCCAUGGAGGUGACGGGUCUGGACGGUAACUACCGGAUCACGUGUCACACGGUGAUGGAGGUGCUCAGGGAACACAGGGACAGCGUGAUGGCCGUCCUGGAGGCCUUCGUCUACGACCCGCUACUCAACUGGAGGCUGAUGGACAUCGCUAAAGCGAACACCAAGGGAAACAAGCGCUCCAGGACCAGGACAGACUCCUACACUGCUGGACAGUCCGUCGAAGCCCUGGAUGGGAUCGACCUGGGAGAGGCCACGCUCAAGAAACCAGGAACCACCGUGCCCGAAUCCAUCCACUCCUUCAUUGGAGACGGCCUUGUGCAGCCCGAAGCCCUCAACAAGAAGGCCAUCCAGAUCAUCAACCGGGUCCGAGACAAACUCACCGGGCGAGACUUCUCACACGAUGAGACCCUGGACGUUCCCACGCAGGUGGAGCUUCUGAUCAAGCAGGCCACCUCUCACGAGAACUUGUGUCAGUGCUACAUCGGAUGGUGUCCGUUCUGGUAGAGAAGCUUUGAUGGAGGUCCAGCUCAUGAUCACACUUCCUAAUACAGGAGCUUGGGCACGUAGUCCUGCUAUGAAAGCACCCAGUGGCUAUACUGGUACUGUAUGGUUCUGGACAGCAGAGGAGAGGAGAGGGAUCCUAUCGUGCUGUUGUAGAAGAAACCAUUGCAUCGAGGGUUGGGUUUCUCAGUCAAGUUUUUUCUUUAUUUUUUAUUUUUUUUUAGAUGGGAGAGGAAGUGACGGAGGGGGGGGGGGGUGGGAAGAGGGUGUAUGUUGAGUACAAAAGCUUGGAUUUUAUCAAACAAAUUUGGUGUGAAUAAUGAUAUGAGGACCAGUUUCCCAGUAAUUGCUCCACCAAGCGUCCACACAUCGUUUGUCAUCAAGCUGCUUGGCAGUCCUGUGAGCUCCUCUGCCUCGCUGGCUUCAGACGCAACAGCCUGGGAGAGAGGGACGUGCCACCUUGAUUUUUAAUGCCGUUGUCUUUUGCUUCAGCUUUCUACAGCUGCCAUACUAAUGACAAGUGAAGACGGGCCGUUUCCUACUUGUUGCACACUGUAUGUACGCUUCAUAGAGGCCACUAGUGUUUAGGGGUGUAUUACUGUGACACUUUGAAUAACAGGCUGUGUGCUUUUUUACUAACUUAAGCAUUAUUGGAGGAUGUCGGUGACUGGAAGUGAACGACCAGAGGGGUAUUCGAUUCGAAACGUUGAUAAGUAACGGCAUUUGAAUUGCCAAUAAAACUGUGUAAAGAUCUCUGGCUGCUUGUUUUGUGUACGGUGCCUGCACAGUACAGUUCGUUUUGGUGUGUGUGUGUGUGUGUGUUUACUGGAGCAGGUGUUCCUGACUUGUCGGUUUCUAAAAUGGGCACCAAGACAUGUGCUGUUUCCAACACAAAGAAGAGGUGAGGUGA